Molecule: messenger RNA, 1713 nt
Organism: Heterobasidion irregulare TC 32-1
Lineage: Eukaryota; Fungi; Basidiomycota; Agaricomycetes; Russulales; Bondarzewiaceae
Exons: 5
Coding region: 1-1539 (512 amino acids)
Source: RefSeq, a predicted model, not a curated record
AUGUCGAUCCUCGGGGAUUUGCCAGAGCGGCAUAUCGGCACGACCAGAUUGGCCGAGGUGUGCAAAGCUGCCCAGGCCCACGACCCACGACCCACGACCCACGACCCACGACCCACGAUGACUCUCACGCACAUCUCCCUUGGCCCAUCAUCAUCUCAAGCCAUCAAUGUGCCAUCUAGGCUGCCCCGUAUUCCCUUCGAGCUCCACCGGCCCAUCAUCGAAUUGAUGCAUCCCAAUACAUUCAGAUUCGCGACGCAUAGCCGGUACUACCAUGAGUUGAGUCUUGUCUGCCGCGAUUGGCGGCGAGAGGUGGAACGAACUUUGUAUCAAGACGUUCGUGUCCCUGAUGGCAAUAUCAUGCUGUUCUGUCGCACUAUGCUCAGUAGGCCAGAUCUUGCCCUGUUGGUUGAACGCCUCAUCGUCUUCGCUGGGGCCCCGGAGCUCGUUAGGGAGGGGGACAAGCCUAUUGUAGAGAGGAUGCUGAGGAGUCUCAAGAACCUGAAGGACUUCGAGGUCAUGGCUUCCGCAGACUGGGGUGGUGAUCUCCCCCUCACCGAAAAGUGGAUCAUCAGCCCGGACGAUUGCUGGAUGCUAGAUGACUACACCCUCGCAAAACAACCUCAUCUCCGCGAGUUCAUACACCGAGGCGGCUCCGCAAGUGAGAUCGAAGUCGACGUUCCUGACUCUGUCCUUGCUUAUUGCAAUAUCAUCCACGCUGAUUCGCGAAUUCUUUUUGGCAUGCAAUCUUCGUUCCGUAACAUCACGCACAUGUCCCUCAAAUUCCACAAGAUGGGUGCAGCCGAGGAGUUCACGGCGGCAGAGUCUAUCAAGCGUCUCGGAAUCAAUCUGGUUAGCUUGCAGAUCAACCGUCGUGUCGGGGAAGACUACGCGAGCACAACAAGCUUGUUGAGGAUUUUCACCACAAACACGCCGAACCUUUUGUUCCUAGCCCUGUACGAAACCUUCGACUACUCCCCCAGGGAGAAUGCGCAAAUGAUGAAUAUCAUUUCGAAGAACCUUCGAAAGCUUCAAUGCUUCGUUUGGGCGCCGUUGAAUGACGUCAGUCCAUUCGAGGAAUUCGACUCGGACGAAGAAGAUGACGAAGAAGGUAGCAGCUGGUCUAUUGAUACAGACGAGUCCGAUGAAGAGGAUCAGAAGACCUCUUACGAAAAGAUCUCUCGUUAUGCUCAGGCGUUCUUCACAGCCCUCACAUCACUACAGUUAUUCAUAUCAGGCAGGGGCGGUCGGGUAGACUGCUGGAGGGUCUUAGAUCGCCCGACGGGUCAGCUAGCCACAAUGGAGAAGGAAGAUCGGGUGAUCAUCGAUCCAUCUACGACCGCUUUCAGAUAUAUUGACCCAGAGGCACCACUGGAUUACCUCCUAUACGGCAAAGUUCGUGAGCCGAGGUUCUCACCACAGGACGGUCUGAUCUCUCAAUUACCUCCACGCCCUCGUAUGGAUUGGUGUUUCUUUCAUGUGGAUAUCGUCACGCAUUCAUACUCGUACUCAUACCCUCAGCGCGACAAGUCCGAUUAUUAGUGUUCUUCAUUUGGUUUAUCGGUGCAUGCUCUCCCCGAGGCGCACAAUACUUUCAGAAACGCAGUGUACGAAUGAAUGUCUAUCAAUAUGCAAUGCUGGUUGUUCUCUGGCUCGUAGAAGUACUGUAUACAGCUUGUAGAAGCGUUAAGCUCAAUAACAAUCAGUGCGUGCAGU